Hypomesus transpacificus is the source of this 5276-nucleotide messenger RNA. Its product is annotated as vitellogenin-like. The record is from RefSeq and is a predicted model, not a curated record. NCBI's taxonomy places the organism in Eukaryota, Metazoa, Chordata, Actinopteri, Osmeriformes, Osmeridae. Gene Ontology annotation, molecular function: lipid carrier activity. The transcript has 34 exons. Gene Ontology annotation, biological process: lipid transport. The coding region runs from base 9 to 5132 and encodes 1707 amino acids.
CGCCAAACAUGAGAACGGUAGUGUUUGCCCUGACUCUAGCCCUUGUGGCGAGUCAACAGGUCAAUUUUGCUCCUGAGUUUGCCUCCAGCAAUACCUAUGUGUACAAGUAUGAGGCAGUGGUCUUGGGAGGUCUGCCUGAGGAAGGUCUGGCUAGAGCAGGAAUCAAAGUCAUCAGUAAAGUUCUCAUCAGUGCAGUUGCCCAGAAUAACUUCCUGCUGAAGCUUGUGAACCCAGAGAUCUUUGAGUACAGUGGUGUCUGGCCCAGAGAUCCUUUUGUUCCAGCUGCAAAGCUCACUUCAGUUCUGGCUGCUCAGCUCCAGACUCCCAUCAAGUUUGAGUAUGCCAAUGGAGUUGUGGGUAAGAUACAUGCCCCUGCUGGUAUCUCUGCUACGGUGUUGAAUGUCCAUAGAGGUAUCUUGAACAUCCUUCAGCUGAACAUCAAGAAAACACAGAACAUCUAUGAGCUGCAAGAGGCUGGAGCUCAGGGAGUCUGCAAGACAAGCUAUGUCAUCAGUGAGGACGCCAAGGCUGAGCGCAUUCAUCUGACCAAGACCAAGGAUUUGAAUCACUGCCAGGAGAGACUCGAGAAGGAGUUUGGUUUGGCUUACACUGAAAAAUUGGUAGCUUCACAGGAUUCUAGAAAGAACUUGAGGGGAGCUGCAGCCUACAACUACAUCAUGAAGCCAACUGCCAAUGGUGCUCUGAUUAUGGAAGCCACGGUUACUGAGGUCCAUCAGUUCUCUCCAUUCAACGAGAUGACCGGAGCUGCCCAGAUGGAGGCAAAACAAAGGUUGACAUUCCAAGAGAUUCAGAAGGCCACAGUGGAACCCAUUGGAGCCGAAUACAUUUCCCGUGGAUCUCUGCAAUAUGAGUUUGCCACUGAGCUUCACCAGAUACCCAUUCAGCUCCUCAGGAUCAGCAAUGCACAAGCUCAGAUUGUUGAGGUUCUGAACCAUUUGGUUACCCACAAUGAGGCAAAGGUUCAUGAGGAUUCCCCUCUGAAGUUUGUGGAGCUCAUCCAGCUCCUGCGUGUGGCCAGAAUGGAAAAUAUUGAGGCCAUCUGGACUCAAUACAAAACGAAUCCAGCUUUCAGACAUUGGAUCCUGAGUGCCAUCCCGGCGAUUGGAAGUCCUGUCACUGUUAGGUUCAUCAAGGAGAAGUUUAUUGCUGGUGACCUCACUAUUCCUGAGGCCGCUCAGGCUCUGAUGGCUGCUGUCCACAUGGUGACGGCUGAUCUGGAUAGUGUCAAGCUUGUAGAGGGUUUGGCUUUCCACCACAUGAUUCAGCAAAACUCAGUUCUUCGUGAAAUCGCCAUGCUUGGUUAUGGUACCAUGGUUUUCAAGUACUGUGCUGUACACACCAACUGCCCUUCAGAACUUGUGAAGCCCAUCCAUGACUACGCUAUUGAGGUGCUUGCAAAGGGGGAAAUUAAAGAACUUGUAGUUGCUCUUAAAGUCCUGGGUAAUGCUGCCCACCCUUCUAGUAUUAAACCGAUCACAAAGCUCUUGCCUGGAUUUGGAGCUGCUGCUGCUUCUCUGCCUAUAAGAGUUCAGGUUGAUGCCAUCCUGGCCCUGAGGAACAUUGCCAAGAAGGAGCCUAGAAGGAUUCAGGAAGUGGCUGUGCAGCUGUUCAUGGACAGGGCUCUCCACCCAGAGCUCCGCAUGGUUGCUGCUGUUGUGUUGUUUGAGACUAGGCCUCCGAUGGGUCUCGUUAUUACCCUUGCCGAUGCGGUGCAGAAAGAGACAAAUCUGCAAGUGGCCAGCUUUGUGUACUCUUACAUGAAAUCCCUGACCAGGAGCACCGCUUCUGACUUUGCUCCAGUUGCUGCAGCAUCCAAUGUCGCUGUCAAGAUCCUCAGUCCCAAAUUCGAUAGGUUGAGCUAUACCUUUAGCAAGGCCUUCCACCUGGACUUCUACUCCUCUCCUCUGAUGAUGGGUGCUGCUGCCAGUGCUUUCUACAUCAACGAUGCUGCUACCUUAUUACCUAGAGCUGUGGUAGCCAAGGCAAGAACAUACAUUGCUGGAGCAGCUGCAGAUGUGCUGGAGGUGGGAGUAAGAACAGAGGGAAUCCAGGAGGCUCUAAUGAAGAUGCCCAAUAUUGCUGAAAAUGCUGACAGGAUCACAAAGAUGAAGCAUGUCAUUAAGGCACUGACUGACUUGAGGUCCCUACCCACAAACAAGCCACUAGCUUCCAUGUAUGUGAAAUUCUUUGGACAGGAAAUUGCUUUCGCUCACAUUGACAAGGAAAUUAUUGAACAGGCCAUACAGCUGGCUACUGGACCUUCUGCACAUGCAAUUGGAAGGAAGGCUCUGAAGGAACUGUUGUCUGGAGCCUCUUUCCAGUACGCAAAGCCCCUGCUGGCUGCAGAAGUACGUCGCAUCUUCCCUACAGCUGUUGGUGUGCCCAUGGAACUCAGUUUCUACACUGCUGCCGUGGCUGCUGUAACUGUACAAGUCAGAGUGGCCAUGACUCCUUCACUUCCUGAGGCUUUCCAUCCUGCCCAGCUCUUGAACACAGACAUUCAGCUACAUGCAGAGAUAACACCAAGUGUUGCUAUGCAUACAUUUGCUGUGAUGGGAGUGAACACUGCCUGGAUACAGGCUACUCUUAUGGCAAGGGCAAAAGUACACACAAUUGUUCCAGCAAAAAUGGCAGCUAAAGUUGACAUUGCCAAGGGCAACUUCAAGUUUGAGGUUUUGCCUGUUCAGUCUGCAGAUCACCUGGCAACUGUGCGUGUUGAAAGUCUUGCUGUGGCAAGAAAUGUUGAAGACCUUGCAGCUAUUAAGAUGAUACCAAUGAUUCCUGCCAAAGAAGCACAGCUGUCUAGAGAUACUUUGAGAUCAACGAUCUCAUCCUCACAGGAAAGUGAUUGGUCAAGAUCAUCGGAACGGAUUAACUCUGAUUUGCCUUCUAAUAUCAUUCCUAAAAUGAGAAGGUUGUCUGCACAAAUGAAGAAGAAAUUCUGUACCGCAUUCAAAACCUUUGGAAUAAAGGCCUGCGCUAACAUUGAAUCCCAGAAUGCUGCCUUCAUCAGAAACUCACCACUCUAUACCCUUAUCGGGAAACACUCAGUCACUGUUGAUUUGUCACAAGCUUCAGGCACAGUCAUUGAAAGAAUGGAGAUUGAGGUCCAGGUUGGAUCAGAGGCAGCUAAAAAGAUUGUCAAAGUGAUCACUGUGAAUGAAGAUGAAGAAUCUCCAGAGGCAACAAAUGUCCUGUUGAAACUCAAGAAAGUCUUGGUUCCCGGUCGCAAGAAUGGUACCAGAUCUUCCUCCAGCUCCAGCAGUUCUAGUUCCAGCAGCUCUCGGUCUUCUUCUUCCUCCUCUUCCUCCUCAUCUAGCUCAUCCAGCUCAUCCUCCCGUAACAACAAAAACAUCCUGAUUGUUGGUGCUGCUGCAGCUAACAAGCAGUCUAAGAGAGUAAGCAGCAGCAGCAGCAGCAGCAGCAGCAGCAGCAGCAGCAGCAGCAGCAGCAGCAGCAGCAGCGGACGCAACAGCCAAAGGAACACCAGAAGAUCACCAAACAACCGCUCUUCCAGCUCCAGUUCCUCCAGCUCCAGCUCGUCGAGUUCCAGCUCUCGCAUUUCAAAGCAGGAACUCUAUGACAUGAAGUUUACCAAGGACCACAUCCACAAGCACGCCAUCUCAAAGGAAAGAACGUCCAGCAGAAGCAGUGCAUCCAGCUUUGAGGCCAUCUACAAACAGAACAAAUUCCUUGGCAAUGCUGUUGCUCCUUCGGUGACAAUACUCAUCCGUGCUGUGAGAGCUGACCAUGAAGUGCAGGGAUACCAGAUUACUGCCUAUAUGGACAAAGCUAAUUCCAGGAUACAGAUCAUCGUGGCUAACCUAGAAAAGGAUAACCAUUACAGAAUCUGUACUGAUGGAGUGUUACUGAGCAACCACAAAGUUAUGGCUAAGAUUGCAUGGGGUGUUGAGUGCAAGGAAUAUGAGACUGAGAUCACAGCAGAAACUGGUCUUGUCAACGAAAAUCCUGCUCUCCGUCUGAAGCUGUCAUGGGACAAGAUCCCAAGUGCCCUUAGGCGAAAUGCAAAGAGGGUCACUGAGUCCCUUUAUAGUGCUGCUAUCCAGGCUGGGGUUAGUCAAGGAAAAGCCAAAAACAUAAAGAAAGAGAUCAAACUCACACUGGCUCUUAUCUCUGCGAGAAGGUUGAAUAUUGUGCUGAAGACUCCAAAGAUGACCAUGUCCAAACUGGUGUUGAGUCUCCCUAUUGCUUUGCCUGUUGGAGACACCGCUACUGAGCUUUCUGUUCUCUCAGACAACCUUGUUGACCAAGUGUACUACCUGUUCUCUAAAGCCAAUGCAGCUGAAUGUAGCAUGGAUGGAAACACAAUGACUACAUUCAACAACAGGAGGUACAAGAGUGACAUGCCACUUUCCUGCUACCAAGUUGUGGCUCAGGAUUGUACACAAGAGCUCAAGUUCAUGGUUCUGUUAAAGAAGGACAAUGAUCAAAACCACAUCAAUGUGAAGAUAUCUAAUAUCGAUAUUGACCUGUACCCCAAGGACAACCAGGUACUGGUGAAGGUCAACGAACAAGAAAUUCCCAUCAGCAGCCUCCCAUACCAACACCCUACAGGCUCCAUCCAGAUCAGACAAAGUGGUGGGGGUAUCUCUCUCCAUGCUCCAAGCCAUGGUCUCCAAGAGGUUUACAUGGAUGGAAAUUCAUGGAAGGUCCAAGUUGUGGACUGGAUGAAGGGUCAGACCUGUGGUAUCUGUGGUAAAGCUGAUGGGGAAGUCAGACAGGAGUUCCGCAUGCCCAAUGGACGCCUGAGCAAGAGCCCAGUCAGCUUUGCCCAUUCCUGGGUGCUUCCAGCUGAGAGCUGCCGGGACGCCACCGAAUGUCGCUUGAAGCUUGAAUCUGUGAAGUUGGAAAAGCAGAUGAUUGUCAAUGGCCAGGAGUCCAAAUGCUUCUCUGUUGAGCCUGUGCUGCGUUGUCUGGACGGUUGCUACCCAGUGAGGACCACCCCUGUCACCAUUGGCUUCCACUGCCUGCCCACCGAUUCCAACUUGAACCGUUCAGAGGGUCUGAGCAGAAUCUAUGAGAAGAGUGUGGACCUGAGGGAGACAGUGGACGCCCAUGUGGCCUGCCGUUGCACCGCUCACUGUGCUUAGUCUCAUUGUGGUUUUUGCCACAAUUUCCUUGCUUUGAAUAUUUUGGUGAAUGGCUUUGUGUCAAAUCUAAUUAUGAAUAAAUUCCAAACCGCAUUCCGAAGACUAAAAGGUUUCUUGAAUAUUAUUUAAAACAUUUUGUGACGA